Coccidioides immitis RS is the source of this 3296-nucleotide messenger RNA. RefSeq lists its product as uncharacterized. The transcript is spliced from 5 exons. Gene Ontology annotation, biological process: protein import into nucleus. The coding region runs from base 1 to 3114 and encodes 1037 amino acids. Gene Ontology annotation, cellular component: nuclear membrane; cytoplasm. NCBI's taxonomy places the organism in Eukaryota, Fungi, Ascomycota, Eurotiomycetes, Onygenales, Onygenaceae. The record is from RefSeq and is a predicted model, not a curated record.
AUGGAGAAGCAAGGAGAUGCCCCGCAGCUUAUCCGCGAGGCUACAGAGCUUGCUCAAGUUCUGAGUGCCCCUGGGAACGCUAGCUUUGUACAGACUGCCCAAGCUCGUCUGCAGACCCUGCAGAAAUCUGCUGCGGGCUGGGCUAUUGCGGAUAGCCUACUUGGAAGUGAAGAUGCAAACGUCCGAUUUUAUGGCGCUCUUACAUUGACCAUGAAGAUUCACCAGGACUGGGCCAAUCUUGGAGAGCAAAUGGUCAGGGAUCUGCUCAUCCGCCUGGUGGAUUGUUUUCUGCUUUUAGUCAACAAGAAUGAAACGCCGGUGGUCAUGAGAAAAUUCAUCACAAGCAUGACUGCAAUGUUCUUCAAGCCCCAAGCUCCAUGGACACACUGCAUACGACACGUUGCCAUUUCAUUAGCGAACGGGAAAUAUUUGCCAGAGGAGCAAGCUGACCUGCAAAGUUUCCAAACCCUCGUCCUACCUUCACUCAAUUAUGACCGCCUCCUGGCAGUCAUGUCCUUUUCAACCACACUCGCCGAAGAAUCUGUCCGACAUGCUCAAAACAGCUCUGGCUAUCAGGAUCGACUCACGGCAAACAUGAAUGAUGCCUUUUUUCUGAUUAAUUAUUCCUUCCAGCGUGCUAUUAAUAAUGCACAAGCUUCAGCAAACAAUGUUUCAUCUGAUCAGCCAACAAAUACGGCGCAAGAGGCCAUCUCAUCCCUACAGGCUUGGAUUACUGCAAUGCGCAGCGUCCGCGUCGACAGAGGGGCUCUCUCUUCCGCAGUCAAUGUUCCAAUAUCCUGUGCGAUCCGGUUCCUCUCCGAGCCUCGCCUCGCCCCGAACACAAUGGAACUGCUUACUGAUAUUAUUCUAAGUCAACCAAAGUUACUCACGCCGGAUCAUUUUACCGGUAUCAUGGAUUUCUUAAUUGGGUCAGAUGGAGAACAAUACGCAAUGGCCAUCUUAAAUGGGGAGUUCGAAGAUGAUCAAAUGCGAUUUUUGGAAUUGCUCCUCAGAUUCGCUUCGUCAGAGACUCAGAUACGAGUCUUGACUCACUCCCCUGACGAGAAACAUGAACGCAUACUGUUUUUACUAUUUAAACUGUUCCAUGCGCCUGGUGUCGGUGCAGUUGAGGACAUGGCAAGUAAUCUUCUACUUGAAUUUUGGACCGAAGCUGCCGAUAAUAUAAGCGAAUUAAUCAUGGAGGGCGCCUUUGACGAACCGACUCUCUCGGUCAAGGAAAACUUUACCCGUGUUAUUGCGGAAUGUUUUGAUAAAUUUAGAUAUCCCAACCCGUCGGUUCUGAGCGAAUGGGAGGACGACGAUGUCAAAAUCUUUAAUACUUUUCGACGGGAUUUUAGUGACUUUCUGUUGGCUACCUAUCCACUUUUGGGCGUUCCCAUGAUUCAGCAAAUCCAAGAGCGAGCUGCUGUGGCGAUACGCGACCAUGACUGGGAAAGAUUUGAAGUUGCUAUGUUUUGCCUGGCAUCUUUGGCGGAUACGAUCGCCGAGAAUAAGCAUGCUGACGAUCUGUUGCAUGCGCUAUUUCACUCCGAGCUUUUUGAUGCUAUAUGCUUUGGUCGAACGGACAUUCCGUUGAAAACUCGCCAGACGCUCUCUGAUAUGAUUGCGAAAUAUACGCCAUAUUUUGAAAGGAACCACAACCUCCUUGCACCGGUGUUGAAUUUCUUGUUUAGUUCACUGGGAAUGCCCAGUUCUGAGCAAGCAGCUGCAAAGUCAAUUUCGAGUUUAUGCGGGACUUGUCGUCAGCCCUUAACGAUAUAUGUCGAAGAAUUUAUCAGCAAGUUCGCUCAGCUUCAUGCCAAUCCGUCCACAAACGGCCAUACCCUGGAGCGAGUUGUGGAAGGCAUCGCUUCGGUGAUCCAGGCCGUUGGUUCUGAACUUGGCAAGGCAAACUUGCUCCUGAAGUUGCUCGACCCCCUGUGCCAAGAAGCAAAGCAGGCCAGAGACAUCUCGCGGACCGGCCAGCAUGAAGCAGGUCUUGCGAGUGGCUUCAGGGUAAUGGGUUGUACGGCAAGCAUCGGCAAGGGAUUGCGAGCUCCGGAAGAGUUUUGUAUUAACCUCGAUGAGGAGAGCCCAGAUCGUUCUGCCGAAAGCGACUUCUGGACAGGUGAUCCUCGUGCGACUUCGCUUCAGUCGCUUAUUAUACAAAUUCUGGAGCAUCUUGUAAACGAGUUCUGUGCCGAUGGAGAUAUUAUUGAAGGUGCAUGCGACGUACUAAAAGCGGGUUACACAGAGAAGUCGCCAGGGCCUUACGUACUUCCCCCUGAAGUGACUGUACGCUUUGUGAAAGCAGUUGACAUGACCUCUACACGAUUUCCUGUUGUUAUGGGAACCGCAUCUGCUUUUCUAGCCUCAAGGGCGACAAACCCAGCACAAAUUCACGACGAAGUUGUUGAGCUCAUAGUUCAUUGUUACAACCUCAUGGUCCGGAUGGCGCAGGACCCGGUGCAAUAUGAUCCAGAGGUGGCCCAUAGCUGCAUUGACUUUCUAACACGGUCUCUUCCAAAAUACAGCCGAUCGUUCUUCAGCCUUAUCGAGGCGCCUCAAGACAAGCCUGAAGUAGUCCAGGCUAUUCUGCACUUUACGCUCGUUACACUCAAAGGCCCGGAUACGCUUCCUCUGCGUGCAGCAUGCUCCUUUUGGACAACAUUGCUGGGGUUACACGACCUGCCCCCUGCUUUUACCCCUGACGGCCUUUACAAAGGACAGGAACAAACCGCUACGGCAAAACCAUUCGACGCAUAUCUGGCGCAGCUGGGCGAUGUUGUGAUAAGCCAGAUCGCGGGGAAAUGCGCCCGUUCCGAACUUGAUCACUUCAGCGAGGUUAUCAAGAAAUUUGCCUUUCAGCACCCUGGUGCUGCGAAGAUGCAUCUGGGCAACGCGCUUGUGUCGCUGGAUGCGAGCUCGAACGAAGCUGCUGGAGGCCCGGCAGGCCAGCCGGGCAAUAACCACAACGCCGAUUCUGGUGUAUCUAAGUCUGAGCGGGCAAGGUUCCUAGCGUCGAUUUUCGCUGUUAGAGGAUCGCGCGCAACGAAUAAUCUGGUUCGGGAAUUUUGGGUUUCGUGUCGGGGGAAGGGCUUUGCGUAUGCCUGAUUUGCUGGGAACAUAAAAAGCUCUGUACUUUCCAUCCAGGAUUGGAGAAGUCCCUUUUCGAGGAUAUUGCGGAGGGACCCGUAGAGUAUUCGGUUUGGGAUGGUGCUAGGUGUGAAUUGGUAAAUGGAGUGACGAGAUGUGGGAGGGUUAUGUUUCCUUUCUUCUUUCUACUUUUGAAUCAG